AAGCCUCCUCUCGUCUUUUUCCAAACCCCAUAUUCACACCAUGGCCAAAAAAGUCCCCCCAAAAAUCUCCUCCCUAAUCUUGUUCAUUGUGUUUUUGAGUUUUCCGGGGACCUCCUCGCCACAAUCUACAACGCCGGGCCAAAGUGAAAUACUAUAUUUUUCUCCACUGCCACCUCUUCCUGUGUGUACCUACCCUUGUCUUCCCCCACCAAUACCAACCAACAAUUGCCCUCCACCGCCUGCUUCACCGGAACUGCCACAACCACCUCCAUUUCCAGUGCCUCUGCCACCAGGAACGUUACCGCCAUGGGUAUUUGCUGCUCCGCCUCCCCCAAACCCAAUACUACCGUAUUUUCCAUGGUACUAUAAGUAUCCUCCUCCCCCUCCGGACUUCUCCUCCGCAAUGUGCCUCAGGAGAACCAUGGUGAUGCUCUCAUGCAUUGUUUUGUCCGUGUUAUUUUCCUUGUCUUUGUAGGUACAGGAAUUAUAUAAACUUGUCUUUAAGAUAUUAUUAUGAACAAGUUGUUGUAGGAAUCAACCAUGGUCGUUAUU
This is a messenger RNA of Rubroshorea leprosula, 552 nucleotides long. The record is from the annotation of a GenBank genome assembly. Lineage: Eukaryota; Viridiplantae; Streptophyta; Magnoliopsida; Malvales; Dipterocarpaceae.